AUGUAUGUUGCAGUUUCAAGGAGGUGCAGUAGCUUCCCAAUCGUGGUGUUAGGUGAAGAUUUCAGACAAAUUCUACCAGUAAUUCCAAAGGGGACGAGGCAAGAUAUUGUUGGAGCAAGUAUAAAUUCAUUCUAUCUUUGGAGAAGCUGUAAAGUAUUUAGGCUAACCAAAAAUCUAAGGCUUAGGGCCUUGCAAUCAGAUAAUGAAGUUCAAGAGAUUGAAGAAUUUGCAAAGUGGAUUGCUAAUAAAGGUGAUGAAACCAUUGGUGAUUCAAGUGAGAUAAAUAUUCUUGAACAAUUUUUACUAACGUGUGUUGAGGAUCCUAUUGCUACAAUUGUUGAUAGCACAUUCCCUCCGUUUCGUAGUGGCCACAGACAUCCUAAAUAUCUAAGAGAUCGUGCGAUUUUGGCUCAAAAAUUGGAUGUUGUAGAUACCAUCAAUGAAUUCAUGAAUGACCAUAAUACUGUUGAAGGAAGGACAUAUAUCAGUUGUGAUUCAGUAUGUAAAUCCGAUGCUAAUGUUGAUAUGCCAAUAAAUUUGCACACUCCCGAAUUCUUGAAUGGCCUGAGAUGUUCUGGAGUACCAAAUCAUGCUUUGACAUUGAAAGUUGGGUCACCUAUUAUGCUCUUGAAAAAUAUUGAUCACACAGUAGGAUUAUGCAACGGUACAAGGUUUAUUGUUACUAGGUUAGUUGAUCACGUGUUGGAAGGCAAGAUCAUGUGCGGUACAAAUGCAGGAACAAGAGUAUUAAUUCCUAGAAUGUCACUUACACUGUCAGAUCCAAGAUUGCCUUUCAAAUUUCAACGGAAGCAAUUCCCGUUGAUACUAUCCUAUGCCAUGACAAUCAACAAAAGUCAAGGACAAACGCUUGCUAAAGUGGGGUUGUUGUUGAAAAAACCUGUCUUUAACCAUGGACAAUUGUACGUAGCUGUUUCAAGAGUUAGUAACCCCAGGGGUUUGAAAAUUUUGAUUUGCGGGGAAAAUGUACCAUGUCUUAGUACGACUAAAAAUUUUGUGUACAACGAAGUCUUCAAUAAUGUAUAA
Molecule: messenger RNA, 1044 nt
Organism: Ipomoea nil (Japanese morning glory)
Lineage: Eukaryota; Viridiplantae; Streptophyta; Magnoliopsida; Solanales; Convolvulaceae
Product: ATP-dependent DNA helicase PIF1-like
Exons: 3
Coding region: 1-1044 (347 amino acids)
Biological process (GO): DNA repair; telomere maintenance
Molecular function (GO): DNA helicase activity
Source: RefSeq, a predicted model, not a curated record